This is a messenger RNA of Ochotona princeps (American pika), 3447 nucleotides long. It is a transcript of the gene ADGRD2, whose product is annotated as adhesion G protein-coupled receptor D2. Gene Ontology annotation, biological process: adenylate cyclase-activating G protein-coupled receptor signaling pathway; cell surface receptor signaling pathway. Gene Ontology annotation, cellular component: membrane. Gene Ontology annotation, molecular function: G protein-coupled receptor activity. The transcript is spliced from 24 exons. NCBI's taxonomy places the organism in Eukaryota, Metazoa, Chordata, Mammalia, Lagomorpha, Ochotonidae. The record is from RefSeq and is a predicted model, not a curated record. The coding region runs from base 1 to 3447 and encodes 1148 amino acids.
AUGGCUCCCUGCUUCUGGUGCCUCCUCUACUUCCUGGUCAGAAGUCUCUCUGGGACCCCCUCCAGCUCCCCAGCUCGACCAAGGAACCCUGGGGUCACAGCCUUGAUGGCCCCGGAAGAGGUGGUAGAGACGGCAGAGCUCGUGUGCAGGUACCCAGGGCAGCGGCUGAGCUGGUGGCAGGCCCAGCAGGCCUGUGAACAGCGCUUCGGCCACCUGCUCCUGGGAGCCCCGGAAGGAAUUCUUGCCCCGUGGCUGCGCGAACCGCUUUGGGCGGCCCAAAGACAGGCUUCUCAGCAGAGACCCCCGCCGAGGCGCGUGCUCCUAGCUGCGGCGCUGGCCUUUCGGGAGCGCUCGGCUGAGCGCGCGGCACGGCUCAGGCUGCGGCUGCCCGCGCUGGCGGCGCUGACGGCGUGCGCGCACGUGCAGUGGGACGCGACCUCUCCGGCCGCCACCGCGCUCUUCUCGAUCGCCACGCCCGGGCUGCCCAACGCGCUGCAGGUGCGCGCCGUGGCCGAGCCCGGCGGGGCCGUCCGCGCGGCGCUGGUUGUGCGAGGCCACCACGCGCCCUUCCGCGCCAUCUCCCGCGCCGACGGCCGCUGGCACCACGUGUGCGCCACGUGGGAGCAGCGCGGUGGGCGCUGGACGCUGUUCGCCGACGGGCGGCUGCGCUCCGGGGCGCGGGGGCUGGCGGCGGGCCGCCCAGUGCCUUCCGGCGGCGUCCUAGUGCUGGGCCAGGAUCAGGACUCGCUGGGCGGCGGCUUCUCAGCACGGGAUGCAUUCAGCGGCAACCUCACUGACUUCCACCUGUGGACCCGGGCACUGGGCCCCACGCAGCUGCUCCGGGUGCGGGCCUGCGCGCUGCCACCUGGUGGCCUGCUUUUCCGCUGGGACCCUACCGCGCUGGACGUCACGCCCUCGCUGCUGCCUUUGGCACAGGUGCACUUGCUGUGUCCCGGAGCCUCAGAGGAGUGCCCCACGUGGGACCCCGGAACUCGCACGGAGCACUGGGAGCUGUGCCUACAGCCGCUGCCCUUCUUCUGCUGCUAUGGGGCAGAGUCCCACCGGCAGCUGCAGGCCACCCGGUCAUGGCCCGGCCAGGACUUUAUCAGCCGCGUCAAUGUCUUGGCUAAUGCCACUGUGCUCCUCCCAGACCCCCUCUCUGGGACCCACGGGGCCCUGUCCCUGGCCAAGGUCUCCAACUUCCUGGGCAUCCUGGAGGGAGUCCUGGCAGAAGAGGCAGCUCCACUGGGGCCAGCUGCGCUGCUAGCUGUUGUGCAGUUCCUGAGGGCCGUGGCUGCCCUUGGGGCCGGCGUGUCGGAGCCCACGCAGGAGCCCUGGGAGCAGCUGGGCCAUGGCAUGGUGGCUGUGGCCAGCCGAGUCCUGGAGGAGCGCCAGGCCAGUGCAUGGCUGUCCAUUAGCAAGGUGGUGGGCAGUCCCAUGGCCCUGGUGGCAAGUGUGCAGCACAUGGCGCCCCUGCUGAGCUCUGUGCUGACCCCUGAGCAGCCCUGGCUGCGCAUCCAGCACCACCAUGCUGGCCUGGAGGUACGGCACCUGCACCUGGGGGCGGCCAGUGCCAGGGACUACGUCUUCACGGUGCCCGGAGGGCACCCAGAGGGUCCAGGACACAUUUGCAUCCCAGUGGGUGAAGUGAGGCAGCUCCUCAGGGCAGGCCUCUCCGGGGUCACUGUGAUCCACAGCUGGUUCUCCUCAAGCGUCUUCCAACUCACCCUCAGAGAGCCUGGCCCAGAGCCCCUGGGCCCUGCCAACUCGGAGCAGGCGUACAGGGUGCAGAGGUUCCUGAGCACCCAGGUGGGCUCUGCAGUUAUCUCCUCUGAGAUGUGGGACGCUGCUGGGGAGGUCAGCACGGCCGUGACCUUUCACCUGCAGCACCAGACCUCCCACCAGAGGCUGGUGGAGCCUGUCUGCGCUUUCUGGAACUUCAGCCCUGACAGUGACACCGGGGGCUCCUGGGCCACCACGGGCUGCUCUGUGACUGCCAUGUACCCAGCCUCCACCGCCUGCUUCUGCAAUCACAGCACCAACUUCGCUGUCCUGCUGCAGGUGCGUGACCUGCAGAGAGACCCCGAGGAGGAAUCGCUGCUGAGGACACUGUCAUUCGUGGGCUGUGGCAUUUCCUUCUGUGCUCUUGCCACCACCUUCCUGCUGCUCCUGGUAGCGGGAGUACCCAUGUCAGAGCGGACCACAGUGCACAAGAACCUGACCUUCUCCCUGGCCUUGGCCGAGGGCUUCCUCAUGGCCAGCGAGUGGGCGAGGGCUAGUAAGGUGGCGUGUGUGGCUGUCACGGCCACCAUGCACCUGCUCUUCUUGGUGGCUUUCUCCUGGAUGCUGGUGGAGGGUCUGCUGCUUUGGAACAAGGUGGUAGCCGUGAGCAUGCGCCCUGGCCCCAGCAUGAGGUUCUGCUACGCCAUGGGCUGGGGUGCACCUGUGCUCAUCGUGGCUGCUACCCUGGCCAUGUUGCCCCACGACUACGUGGCCCCUGACCACUGCUGGCUCAGCGUGCACACCAGCACCAUCUGGGCCUUCGUGGGGCCUGUGCUGUUCGUGCUGACCGCCAACACUGGCAUCCUGGUGCGCGUGGUGGUGGUCACUGUGUCCAGCGCUCGCCGCCGUGCCCACACACUGAGCCCGCAGCCCCGCCUGUCGCAACAAAUCUGGAUCCAGAUCUGGGCCACCGUGAAGCCUGUGCUGGUGCUGCUGCCUGUCCUGGGCCUGACCUGGCUGGUGGGCAUCCUGGUACACCUUAGCCCAGCCUGGGCCUAUGCCGCUGUAGGCCUCAAUUCCUUCCAGGGGCCUUACAUCUUCCUGGUCUACUCCGCUUACAAUGUGGAGGUGCAGAAUGCCCUGCAAAGAACAGUGGAGAAGGCAGUGGCAGCCGAGGCGCCCCUGGUGCCACUGGGCAUGGCGGGAGGCUGCAGUACCAGGGCCCAUGCCCUCACCUGUCAGCCCUGCCGCAGCUCCCCAGGACUGGAACCCGGCCUACAGCCUCUGGGCCCCUGGGAGGCAGCCCAGGGCAGCCCCUUGACCUCGACUGCACCCCGAAGACAAGCAGCUCUCAGAGGGACCUGCGGCCCCACAAUGUCCACAGCUUUCUCCUCCAUCACCGAACACGAGAAACCGGCUGUGGAGCUAACGGCAUUCAAGGCUUCAGAGCUCAGCUUUCCCUUCUACAAAACGGGCCGGGGGCGCCCUCUGCAGGCCGGUCUGGAGAGCGCAUGGCCGGGCAUGGAAAAGCGGGACAGCCUGCGCGCCCCUCCCUCCACUCGCCCCCCACCCCCGCGCGCCCUGCAGCGCCUGGCUGCGUUGCUAGGGCCCCCUGGAGCAACUGAGCAGCUCCCCCUGCUGACCUCCCACCCCUCCAUGGGGUCGGACGACCCCUGUGCACACCACCAUGGCUACCCACCCAAGUGGCCGGAGCAAGAAGUGUAG